UGCUACGGUGCAUGCGGCAGCAGCUCUGUAAGGUUGUACGAACCCGCUACUCCGCUCGUUCAUCGUCUGUCACUCUCUUCUGCACGACAAGCCAGCACGACUACUCGACACACAACACUAGCGACCAAGAUGGACAAUAAAGCCGUAAUCCUGGUCGCGAUGAUUGCGUUCAUGUGCGUCUUAUCCGGUGAAGCUAUCAAGUGUUACGUAUGCAACACGUACUCUCAUGUCGGCUGUAAUAGCACGGACUUGACGUCAUAUGAAAAGGACUGCGAUUCUCAAUAUCCCGGUCUGACAGACAACAUCCUCUGUCGUGUUAUAUCACAGAAAGUGGAGGGAUUGGCGGAGAAGAGAGUCGUGCGUGAGUGCGGAGAGGAGACGCACAGCGACGACAAGCAAGAGUUGGACUUCUGCUGGAACAACGCUGCCAUCGGCUACAAGCAGAUCAUGCUGCACAUGCUCCGGAGACCUGUUGUCAACGGCUGCGCCGUUCACCAGCAGCGGCUGGACCGUCGCCGCUCGUCGUCGCCUACUCUGUCCGGCCUCCGUCUAUGUUGCCUUCUGCAAUAG
Messenger RNA from Priapulus caudatus, 570 nucleotides. RefSeq lists its product as uncharacterized. The record is from RefSeq and is a predicted model, not a curated record. The transcript has 3 exons. The coding region runs from base 130 to 570 and encodes 146 amino acids. NCBI's taxonomy places the organism in Eukaryota, Metazoa, Priapulida, Priapulimorpha, Priapulimorphida, Priapulidae.